Colletotrichum truncatum is the source of this 609-nucleotide messenger RNA. RefSeq lists its product as uncharacterized. Lineage: Eukaryota; Fungi; Ascomycota; Sordariomycetes; Glomerellales; Glomerellaceae. The record is from RefSeq and is a predicted model, not a curated record.
AUGCAUUUUGCAUCCUUCAUACUCGCCUUCGGAGCCAUCGCGACAGUGCUGGCUUUGCCAACUGCUGAUGUGAAUCAACCAGCUGGCCCCGCCAACACCGCUGACUUUGAACCACACAACUUCGUCGACUCCAAGGGCGAGAAACGUGUUGUAUGGGUAGCGAAGAACUUUGUAUCAACCGAGGAUAAUCAGGGAAUCUCAAAGUCCAGAGAUCUAUCCGGCCUGGAGAAACGAUUCCGUUGGUACGAAGGUGGAAACCAAGACAAGUGCGGUGGUUCAACUUUCUUCAACCGGGCAGGCGCCGACUCUCCGACAGAAGGAGACUGCCGUUGCGUUGCAGACUAUGCACGCAACACUCUGCGGGGAUAUUGGACCUUUAAUCGUUCCGAUGGAAAAUGGUUCAACUUGGUCUGGUGCGGUAAUUGCGUUUUCGGUGUCGGCACGGCCAAUUGGUUUGACACGCCCAUCGGUAACACAGACGUAGCGGACCUUACGUAUGAUACCAUCAACAGAUUCAACUGGAAUGGUCACGUCGGCGGUACAGGUGACAUGGGAUGCCACAAUGGUAUUGAUAUGUCUAGGGUCGAGUGGAAUGUUUACCGCACCUAA